Acaromyces ingoldii is the source of this 492-nucleotide messenger RNA. RefSeq lists its product as hypothetical. The transcript has 4 exons. The coding region runs from base 32 to 346 and encodes 104 amino acids. Gene Ontology annotation, cellular component: TIM23 mitochondrial import inner membrane translocase complex. NCBI's taxonomy places the organism in Eukaryota, Fungi, Basidiomycota, Exobasidiomycetes, Exobasidiales, Cryptobasidiaceae. The record is from RefSeq and is a predicted model, not a curated record. Gene Ontology annotation, biological process: protein insertion into mitochondrial inner membrane; protein import into mitochondrial matrix.
CUCGCUUGCACGAUUACCAUCCCCCCGGAAAAUGAUGAUGGGAGCCGCGAUGGGCACGGGAGUAGGGCUAGCUAUCGGGUUCAUCGGUGGUUCGCUCCAGGUCCUUCGAGGUGGGGCAGGACCGGAUGGACCGCUGAGGCUGCUUGGAAAGUACAUGGCAACUUCUGGAGCUACAUUUGGUUUCUUCAUGUCCAUUGGAACAGUCAUCCGUACCGAAUCGGAUCUCACUCGUGAGCAAGAGGAGCAAGUGCGCCGAAUCGCUCGUCUACCCGGCGGUCUGCGUAUUCUCAACGAAGUCGACGCGAGAAGGGCAGCGCGGGCCGAACAGUCGUGGAACUCGAAGUGAAGCAGCCAGCGAUGACGUCCAUUAUGCAGCACCACAUGUAAAGUAAUGCGGACCACACACACUAACCAAUUGCCAAAGGCUCCUUGCCCCUGCUCCGUCUUUCCAAGCCUAGGGUCGCUUGAAGAGAUGAUUCGGUGAGAAUGCUC